Naegleria lovaniensis is the source of this 969-nucleotide messenger RNA. RefSeq lists its product as uncharacterized. The record is from RefSeq and is a predicted model, not a curated record. Gene Ontology annotation, biological process: mitochondrial transport; oxaloacetate transport; malate transmembrane transport. NCBI's taxonomy places the organism in Eukaryota, Heterolobosea, Eutetramitea, Acrasida, Naegleriidae. The transcript has 4 exons. Gene Ontology annotation, molecular function: succinate transmembrane transporter activity; malate transmembrane transporter activity; thiosulfate transmembrane transporter activity. Bases 1 to 969 code for a protein of 322 amino acids. Gene Ontology annotation, cellular component: mitochondrial membrane.
AUGUCAUUGAUGAAAACAACCACCACAACGACUAUGAAUUCGGGUUCUGAAUCCAUGAAAACGAACUCGACCACCACAAGUACGACCACACCAAAACCACCCAAUGCAAGAACACUCUCACACACUCAGAAUUUUUACUUUGGUGGUUUAUCGGGAAUGAUGGCUACGAGUGUGGUUCAACCCAUUGAUUUGAUCAAGACAAGAAUGCAAUUGGCAGGGGCAAAACCAUCGUUGAUUGGAACCUUGUCUAAAAUUAUUAAUGAAGAAGGAGCUAAAAGAUUAUAUAAAGGAUUGGAUGCUGCAUUGUUUAGGCAGAUUACAUACACCACCACAAGAUUGGGAGUGUUUAAUACAUUGCAAGAUUAUCUUACCUCAACAGAUGCCAAUGGUAAGAAGGUUCAACCAAACUUUGCAAUGAAAAUUGCUUCUGGAAUGGUUGCAGGAGGAGUGGGAGCUCUGGUUGGUAAUCCAGCAGAAGUUUGCUUGAUUCGUUUGACAAGUGGAAAGUACAAUUACAAACAUGUGGGAGAAGCACUUGUUCGUAUUGUUAAAGAAGAAGGUAUUGCACGUCUAUGGAGAGGAACUACACCGACCGUCACAAGGGCUGUCAUCUUGAAUGCUGCUCAAUUGUCAUGUUAUUCGCAAGCCAAAGAAAUGCUUUUGAAGUAUAACAUGAUGAAAGAUGGCCUUGGAUGUCACAUUGUCAGUUCCCUUAUUAGUGGUUUUAUGUGUACAGUUGUCAGCAUACCUGUGGAUCUUGCAAAGACAAGAUUGCAAAGUAUGAAAGUAGAUCCAGUAACGCUUAAACCAGAAUAUUCAGGAUCUUUGGAUGUUAUCACCCGUGUCGUUAAGAACGAAGGAUUUUUCAGCCUUUGGAAAGGAUUUACACCAUACUUCCUGCGUUUAGGACCGCAUACCGUUCUCACAUUCGUUUUUCUUGAACAAUUCAGAAUGAAUUUCGGACAAUAG